This is a messenger RNA of Aspergillus uvarum CBS 121591, 861 nucleotides long. RefSeq lists its product as uncharacterized. The record is from RefSeq and is a predicted model, not a curated record. The transcript has 3 exons. Bases 1 to 861 code for a protein of 286 amino acids. NCBI's taxonomy places the organism in Eukaryota, Fungi, Ascomycota, Eurotiomycetes, Eurotiales, Aspergillaceae.
AUGCCAAUCCUCCGUCCCACAGGCAAGGAACCCCGGCUGCCUGCCCCUCUCGGGGGCCCCCACAAGAUGUUCGACGGCUCCUUCGUCAUCGAGUUCCUGCAGGUACCCGCCGACUUGGACGCCACCGUCUUGAUGCGGGCGACCUAUUUCGGCGGACAUGCUUUGACGAAGCUGGGGAAGCAGCAUCCUCAGGCACCUCCACUACACAUCCACUUCUACCAAGCCGAGUCGUUCAUCGUGGAAUCCGGUGCAGCAGGCACUACAACCACAUACGAUGUAAUCGACACCAUCCACACGACCGGGGGAGCAUACCCUCAGACUGCCUCUCGCAGCGGCGGUGCACCACCACUUCCUGCUCGAUCAGCAGACGGAGUAACAGUGAUCCCUCCAUACCUCCCGCAUAACUUCUGGCCAGUAUCACCCGACGAUCCCUUCUGGUCCACCGCCGAAGGCCAGACAUACGCGAGCACCCUUCCUGCAGGUCGACACACCGACACUACCCUCCUGAUUUGGGGCCAUCCGAAGACGCACACCGGCCCGCCCACGGGCACCUUCGCCAGCGACUUUCCCCCGGACAUGGACGCCGCCUUCUUCCUGGGGAUGCUGUCCCUCGUCGACGCGGUGCACGGCCAGCGGCUCGCGAUGAGCCCCGGGCUGGGGGCCACCCUCAUGGCGACGCAGACCGCCAGUGGGGCCGCGAUGAUCGUCGCGCCCAAGGCGUGGUGGCUGGGGCCGCUGCGCUGGGCGAUUCCCUGGUACAUGCAGGUGGUCCUGGAGUGGACGCGGAAGGUGUUUGACCGGCGGAGUGUGGUGCAGCUGGUGGAGGAUGCUAUUGCGAGGGAAGUAGUUAGGAAGCAGUAA